Molecule: messenger RNA, 464 nt
Organism: Myotis brandtii (Brandt's bat)
Lineage: Eukaryota; Metazoa; Chordata; Mammalia; Chiroptera; Vespertilionidae
Product: biogenesis of lysosome-related organelles complex 1 subunit 2-like
Exons: 2
Biological process (GO): endosomal transport; lysosome localization
Cellular component (GO): BLOC-1 complex; BORC complex; gamma-tubulin complex
Molecular function (GO): gamma-tubulin binding
Source: RefSeq, a predicted model, not a curated record
UUCGCCAUCACUGCCCUAGAUCCUGCCUUGAACUACCAGUUGGCCUCUAAUUCCACAUUCCAAUUAUCCAAGACAAAUAUUAAAGGCAUUAUAUCUUCUGUUUGUUUUAAAGCCACCAGCGAAGACUAUAAGCUCCUGGAAAAUAUGAAUAAAUUAACCAGCCUGAAGUAUCUUGAAAUGAAAGAUAUUGCUAUAAACAUUAGUAGAAACCUAAAGGACUUAAACCAGAAGUAUGCUGAACUACAGCCUUAUCUGGAUCAAAUCAAUGUAAUUGAGGAGCAAGUAGCAGCUCUUGAACAGGCAGCCUACAAACUGGAUGCAUAUUCCAAAAAACUGGGUAACCAUUUUUAUUUCUGUUUUGCUUAAUAAGAGUACCUGCCGUUAUGACCUUAGCUAAUAUGAUAGUUAAUAUUGAGGAGGUGCUUACAAUGAUCUUUUUUUCUUUUUAAUGCUCACCCGAGGAU